AUGCCCCGUGCCAAGUCCCACCGGCGGGCCCAGGCCCAGAAGCGGAGGAUGGCGCAGCCGCAGCCAUGGACCCCCCAGCCGCCUGUCCCCGAGUUCGUUGCUCGGCGCGGUACAGGGUACCGCCAUCGCGUGCGGAGAUGGCCGACUUCGAAGCUGACCCAGCGCAGCUUCAAGUUGGUCACUCCUGCCCUGCAGCCGGACCAGAAGAUGGUGUUCGUCGUGGGAGACUCCCACCUGCGGGCCAUGGUGGAUGGGAUCGUCGCGAUGCCGGAGGUACCUCUGUGUUUUUCUUUUCUCUCUGUUCCAGGUGCGCAUGCAGCAGAGCUGAGGACGGAGGUGUCCCACGCCGCUCUCCCCUGGACCCCGGACGUGGUUUGUGUGCUCGCCCCGAGCAACAACCUGACAGCCAGCAGGAACAUCGGAGAGGCGUCGCUGGACUUCGGUGCUCUCCUGGCUACAGUCUGCAACCGCUGGGCGAAGGUGUUCGUGCUGGAUUUCCCUCCACGCCUGAACAUCGAGCCUGGCCUGCAGGAGCUGUUCCGCCAGGAGUUCCGCCGUGUGCACCUCAGCGACAGCGACGGAACGCCGAUCCUCGUCCAGGCCCUGUGGGACGCCGCGGUCCGCCAGCUGACUCCUCCUCCUCCUCCUCCUCCCUCGGUGCCCCCCCGGACAUCGCCUCGUGCCAGGGUCUCCCCCGUGCUGGUUGUGACAGGACACAGCCCCGCGCCCCGUCACCGUGACCCACUGGAGUGGACCGUCGUCGGACAGGAGGGCAAGGUGUGUGUGUGUGUGUGUUUUUUUAAUGGUGACAAAUUUUUUUUUGUUGUGGUUUUUAAGAUUCGAGCAUCUCCGGUGCAAGAGUCUGUCCUCCCGUCCAACCCCGUGUGGUUCAGCGGCGACAUCCUGGAGGCCAUGGAGAGGGUUUCGCCAUCCUCGGACAGCGACGUCACUGCCCUUCUGCCAGCUGGCCAGGUAAAGUGCCUGAUAACUACAUUUAUAUAGUAUGAAGUAAUUCAUAUUAGUUUUGACUUUAAGGUGUUUCUGUUAAGUUAUAAAAUGUUAAAUGGGUUUGCCUCUAAUGUUUCCCCUUGUCUCUGUGUGAGUGUG
This is a messenger RNA of Myripristis murdjan (pinecone soldierfish), 1107 nucleotides long. RefSeq lists its product as uncharacterized. The transcript has 6 exons. Bases 1 to 1002 code for a protein of 333 amino acids. NCBI's taxonomy places the organism in Eukaryota, Metazoa, Chordata, Actinopteri, Holocentriformes, Holocentridae. The record is from RefSeq and is a predicted model, not a curated record.